GUCGAGCCAUUUGUUCUGGACGGGUGCCUUCAUUGACGAAACAGGGAUUUAGGCCUUUAGGCUUUAGGCACAGGCGCACGACACCGCGCCAGAUCCUGCGCUCCGGGUCGUGCCCAAGUUGAAAAAUACUAAACCGGAGUACGAACGGGGUGCUCACUUACGCCGCAGAAAAUGACGAAACAACCCGACCGUUUGGUGCGAUUUUGGGAGCUCGACGUCGGGCGGAGCAAUCAUUCAAUCGAGGAUACUAUUACUAGGAAUGAGCGGCAAUGUGCGAAAGCCGGCCGUCUAUGGUCAAUUAAAUAAUCAGUCCAAGCCGCCGUGGAAUCACAAAUAACAUCUGUGCGGUACAUCAUGCGAGACCGAAUUAUACUGCUGAUGGUGCUCCUUGUUGGUUCUAUGAACGGCACGGCAGUCGAUACAUGCCCUUUGGCAAGAUCACCCGUGGUCGCAUUGCCGGAAGACCAUUUACUCGGCGCCGCUCCAGACGAUCCACGGUGCUACAAGAACGCCGGUGGUAAAUAUGCACGGUGCUCAGUUGUCGCAAAGGCCGAGCCCUAUGUAGACAAAACUCUAACUCUAAAGAGGGGGGACAACUCGGUGAACUCGUGUCGCAAGUUCAGCAAGCAGCGUUUGAACUAUUACCGCUGUAGACUCGACUCGAUCGCAGUAACCGAUACUGGUGAUAGAACAUACAAAAUUCUAUGGCGUGAUAGCAACCUGCUGUUGAAUGGCGCGGAGGCCGGAAGCGCUAUCAACUAA
This is a messenger RNA of Fomitopsis serialis, 762 nucleotides long. RefSeq lists its product as uncharacterized. The record is from RefSeq and is a predicted model, not a curated record. The transcript has 5 exons. Lineage: Eukaryota; Fungi; Basidiomycota; Agaricomycetes; Polyporales; Fomitopsidaceae. The coding region runs from base 355 to 762 and encodes 135 amino acids.